Messenger RNA from Spinacia oleracea (spinach), 1730 nucleotides. Its product is annotated as protein PIN-LIKES 1-like. Lineage: Eukaryota; Viridiplantae; Streptophyta; Magnoliopsida; Caryophyllales; Amaranthaceae. Gene Ontology annotation, biological process: endoplasmic reticulum to cytosol auxin transport. Bases 207 to 1406 code for a protein of 399 amino acids. The transcript has 10 exons. The record is from RefSeq and is a predicted model, not a curated record. Gene Ontology annotation, cellular component: membrane.
ACCACAUAAGCUUUGAACAAGCAAACAUGAAGAAAAUGUCCUACUUUACAUUUAAUUAAAUCCUAAUGAAAUUCUAUAAAAUAGCACAAGUAAUAGGAUUAGCAAUUAUUCAUUAUCAGGUUGAAUUUUGUAGCUGAUUUCUUCAAGAAAAAAUAAAUUAAGAAAAACAAAAAAAAAGAAAAAAAGAAAAAAGUUGUCGGUGAAGAAUGGGAUUCGUAGCUUUGUUCAUGGUGGCUCUAAUGCCGGUGUUGAAGACGUUGCUGUUAACAGCAGUUGGUCUAGUUCUUGCUGUGGAUCGCAUCAAUCUAUUGGGUCCAACUGCAAGACAUAAUUUGAACAAUAUGGUGUUUUACGUAUUCAGCCCCUGUCUUAUGGGCGCCUAUCUUGCAAAAACAGUAACAUUUGAUGUUAUGAUUAACAUGUGGUUCAUGCCGGUAAACAUCUUGAUCACAUUUGUUAUCGGAUCAGCACUUGGAUGGAUACUGGUCAAGAUUACUAAAGCACCCAUUAAUCUGCAAGGCCUUGUUAUUGGAUGUUGUGCUGCAGGAAACUUGGGGAACUUGCUUCUUAUAGUCAUCCCAGCGAUAUGUAAUGAGCCAGAUAAUCCCUUUGGUGAAUACUCAGUUUGCAUGGGCGAUGGAGCAGCUUAUGUUUCUGUUUCCAUGGCGGUAGGAGCCAUUUACAUUUGGUCAUAUGUGUAUGUUAUCAUGAAAAUAUCAGCAGAGAAGAGCAACCGCGUUGAGAGAUUAGAUACUCAUCAUUCUGUAGUCACUAUAAGGUCUUCUGUUGCGACUUCAGACAGCAAAGAACCAUUAUUACUCUCCAAGGUAGGAGGACCUGUGCCUAUGUUGGAAAAGAUCAAGAAUGGUGCAUUUGGUUUCGUCAGAAGAAUCAGAAGUAUUAACUUACAGAUGUUAUUCGCACCAACAACUAUUGGAUCUGUCAUCGGAUUUGUGGUUGGAGUAGUCCCUCUACUAAAGAUGUUGUUGGUUGGUAACAGCGCUCCUCUUCGUAUUAUAUUCAGUGCUUCUGAAAUACUGGGGGGAGCAACAGUUCCCUGUGUGACACUAAUAGUUGGAGCAAACCUUCUAAGAGGGUUAAGAAGAUCAGGAAUGAGCGCGUUACUAAUCAUAGGGAUAAUAGUGGUCCGUUACAUAGCAUUGCCUUUGAUUGGUAUCGUCGUUGUUAGAGGUGCUCACCACUUUGGUUGGGUAGGAUCAAACCCAUUGUAUCAGUUUGUUCUUAUGCUUCAGUUUGCUCUACCACCAGCAAUGUCUAUUGGUACAAUAAGCCAACUCUUUGAGGCGGGUGAGGGUGAAUGCUCGGUGGUUAUGCUAUGGACGUAUGCUAUGUCCGCGUUAGCCCUUACACUUUGGUCCACACUGUUUAUGUGGCUGGUGUUAUAGGGUUAUGCAUCUCUUGGCAAUGGCAUUGGUAUAGAAAUGAAUCCUCAUGUGCCACACAACAAUGGAAAUUGUUGCAUGUGUUAGUGAUAUUUGAGUAUAAAAUUGUAAUCAAUGAUCAGAUUAUGGAGCCUGUUAAUUUCUGUUAGGAUGGCUGAAGAGCAACAUUAUGUACGUGUGCCAUCAAGAAUAGGAUACCCUAUCUAAACCUUGUUAUGGGUCCUUAAUAUGAUGUAAGCUGAAACUGUUAAUCUAGAACUCAGGACGAUCCGAGUUCAAAUUUGUUAUGGUAAAUGAUAAGACUGUUCAUUUUUUUUUUUUGUUAAA